GGGUCUGACGGCGAGUUAUGAGCUCGAGUGCGCCGGGGACUGUACGCGACCCGACGACGCCCCCCCGGAAGAGGUCUCUGCGACGCGCGCCAUGCCCCAAGAGGCGGCGGUCUUAUCGCCGCGGGGAUUCCCCCGUCGGGGUCGGCAGCGGCCUUCGGAGAGACGCGCGCCCCCUGUCUGCUUUUUUCCCCCCGGGAGAACCCCAUUCGUCCGCGUCGAACAAACCGAGCUCCGUCAAACUGUAACCGUGGAUGAUUAGAGUGCGUGAGUUUUACGAACGAAAUUUUUUUUUAACUCCGUGUGGGUGACUCGAGUGGCGUGAAAACCAAGCUGAUCGAGACUGCGUGCUCGCCCCGGCUGAACUCUCCCAUGGAAGCGGCGACGGAAGGGGCCGUCGUCAACAUAAACACGAGCUUGGAAACCUGCGUGGAGCGUUACGAGGACUUCGUGAUCCCGGAAGGAGAUGUGUACUGCAACUGGACGUGGGACCUGGUGCUGUGCUGGCCUCCCACCAAGGCGGGGACCACCGCGCGUCAGAGCUGCCCGCGAGACAAGGGCAUCGACCCCUCCAAGUUCGCGUACAAGCGGUGCUCCGUGGACGGGCGCUGGGAGGGCAGGGAGCCGGGGGACUACGGCAGUCCUCAAGGCUGGACCAACUACACGUCCUGCUUCACGCCCGAGAUGCUGCAGCUCAUGAGGAAGCUCUACGCCGGCUCCGAGGACGCCGCCAAGGUGAAGCUGGACAUCGCCGAGCGCACGCGGGCCCUGGAGAUCGUCGGCUUCAGCGUCUCUCUGACGGCUCUGCUGCUGUCUCUCGCCGUGUUCUGCCACUUCCGGAGCCUGCGGAACAACAGGACGCGCAUCCACAAGAACCUGUUCAUCGCCAUGGUGAUCCAGGUGGUGAUCCGGCUGACACUGUACAUCGACCAGGCGGUGAUCCGCGGCGAGCAGGUCGAUCACCAGGCGCCCGGCUUCCGACCUGCGCGGCAAGGCAUCGACAACACGCCGGUGCUCUGCGAAGCAUCGUACAUACUCCUGGAGUACGCGCGGACGGCCAUGUUCAUGUGGAUGUUCAUCGAGGGACUCUACCUGCACAACAUGAUCACACUGACGGUAUUCCAGGAGAAGUCCUACUACGCCGUCUACACCGUGAUCGGCUGGGGCGGCCCGGUGGUGAUGACGGCCGCGUGGGCGAUCACUACUGCGCUGCUGUACGGCUCCUCCAAGUGUUGGUGGGGCUACAAUCUAACUCGGUACUUCUGGAUCCUGGAAGGUCCUCGCCUUGGCAUCAUUGUUCUGAACUUCCUCUUCUUGCUAAACAUCAUCCGUGUGCUGGUGGUCAAACUGCGGCAAAGCCACACCAGCGAAAUAGAACAAGUGAGGAAGGCCGUACGCGCCGCGGCGGUGCUGCUGCCCCUGCUGGGCAUCACCAACCUCGUCAACAUGGCGGACGCUCCGCUCGACCGCUCCGUGUGGGAGUUCGCGCUCUGGUCGUACGUCACGCACUUCCUCACGUCCUUCCAGGGCUUCUUCAUCGCCUUCCUCUACUGCUUCAUGAACGGCGAGGUGCGGGUGGUGGUGAUGAAGAGCGUGUCGGUGUACGUGUCGCUGCGCCAGCACCACUUCGCGCCGCGCCGCAACUCGGCCUUCUCCGGGGUGUACAUC
Molecule: messenger RNA, 1665 nt
Organism: Bacillus rossius redtenbacheri
Lineage: Eukaryota; Metazoa; Arthropoda; Insecta; Phasmatodea; Bacillidae
Gene: Pdfr
Product: PDF receptor
Exons: 11
Biological process (GO): adenylate cyclase-modulating G protein-coupled receptor signaling pathway; cell surface receptor signaling pathway
Cellular component (GO): plasma membrane
Molecular function (GO): G protein-coupled peptide receptor activity
Source: RefSeq, a predicted model, not a curated record